Molecule: messenger RNA, 2242 nt
Organism: Hydractinia symbiolongicarpus
Lineage: Eukaryota; Metazoa; Cnidaria; Hydrozoa; Anthoathecata; Hydractiniidae
Product: serine/threonine-protein phosphatase 2A 55 kDa regulatory subunit B alpha isoform-like
Exons: 8
Coding region: 170-1531 (453 amino acids)
Biological process (GO): peptidyl-serine dephosphorylation
Cellular component (GO): cytosol; protein phosphatase type 2A complex
Molecular function (GO): protein phosphatase regulator activity; protein binding
Source: RefSeq, a predicted model, not a curated record
UCUUCGGCUGGCGGCAAGAUGCAGAGGGCUUACUCCCUAAAAAUUAAAGAUGGCGACUAGGGGAGCCAGAAAAUGAAACGCUGAGUAAUCCGUACAUAUCUCGCCAAUCAUUUAAAAACUUUUCUGUUAAUCAGUCAAUACUGGCAAGAGGAUAUUUUUUCUGACGUCUAUGGUCGUGUUUGUUAAUAUGUCAUCUGGUAACGAUGAUGCUACUGUUAAGUGGUGCUUCUCUCAAGUUAAAGGAACGUGUGAAGAGGAGAUAACUGAGGCUGAUAUCAUUUCAACAGUUGAAUUUAAUCAUAAUGGUGAAUUGCUAGCCACUGGUGACAAAGGUGGUCGUAUAGUUAUUUUUCAAAAAGAUAAUGCACCGAAAAGUUCACCACGACAUGGCGAAUACAAUGUAUAUAGUACCUUUCAGAGCCACGAGCCAGAGUUUGAUUAUUUAAAAAGUUUAGAUAUUGAUGAGAAAAUAAAUAGAAUAAAAUGGCUUAAAAGAAGAAAUCAGUCUCACUUCCUGUUGUCAACCAAUGAUAAAACUGUAAAACUAUGGAAAAUAUCUGAAAGAAAUUUAAGAAUAGAUGGUCCAUUAAAUACGAAAUCUCUUGAUGGAACUCAGGAUUUGGAUUAUAGUGAAAUUACACACUUAAAAAUUCCUGAACUACAUUCAACACCUUUAAUGGUUGAGGCGAGCCCUCGAAAGAUUUAUGCGAAUGCCCACACGUACCAUGUAAAUUCAAUAUCUGUUAACAGUGAUGAUGAAACCUACUUGUCUGCAGAUGAUCUGAGAAUCAACUUGUGGAGUUUACAGCGUACUGACCAAAGCUUCAAUAUUGUUGACAUCAAACCAGCCAAUAUGGAAGAAUUAACUGAAGUCAUCACUGCUGCAGAAUUUCAUCCACAACACUGCAAUGUGUUUGUAUAUAGCAGCAGCAAGGGAACUGUGAGACUAUGUGACAUGAGAGAUAACGCCCUGUGUGACAAAUAUGCCAAAUUAUUCGAGGAGCCUGAAGAUCCUAGCAAUCGUUCCUUCUUCUCUGAACUUAUUUCAUCUAUAGCAGAUGUGAAGUUUAGUCAUAAUGGUAGAUAUAUGUUGACUAGAGAUUACCUUAGUGUAAAGGUCUGGGAUCUAAAUAUGGAGAAUAAACCAAUUGAAACGUUCCAGGUGCAUGAAUACCUGCGCAGUAAACUUUGCGCGUUGUACGAAAAUGAUUGCAUAUUUGAUAAAUACGAGUGCUGUUGGAGUGGAGAUGACAGCUCGAUUCUUACUGGUUCCUAUAAUAACUUUUUCCGAAUCUUCAAUCGAGAGAGCAAGUCUGGCGUGUGCUUAGAAGCCACGCGGGAAAAUGUCCGACCAAAACAACAGCUUCGCCAGAAAAAAAUCACAACUACCGGUAAACGAAAGAAAGAUGAAAUUAGCGUAGAAUGUUUGGACUUUAACCGUAAGAUUUUGCACAUAGCUUGGCAUCCAACUGACAACAUCAUAGCUUUAGCGGCAACAAAUAAUCUGUACUUGUUUCAAGAGAAGUUGUAAGAACCUGAACGACGGGAAAUGGUGUUGCCAGUAACCCGAAUACAGAGAUUUGCGGUAAAGACAAGUACUAUCAUAAAUCGAGCGCGCGAAUCACUGUGUUAUCGAUAAAACUGAAAAUAUUUCCUUUCUUUUUACGAAACGAAUUUCAUAAAAAGGAAGAAACUGGUUCAUGAAAUGAACUCGCUAUAUACAUAAAUAUAUGUUCGCUAUUAGUACUGCAGUUGCUGUUAAUGUUACACGAGCCAAUAUGUAAUUAUAUCAUCUCGUGGCCUAUAUGAAAUUUUGUGGUAAUUAUUCUAACAAUAGUUCUUAAUUACUUGAUAAUUCAAACACAAACUAAUGUUUUGUUUAUAAACUGGAUAAACGAGUUCCACGUGUCGUAGAGGUGAUAGAGAAACUUUAACUGUUAAAGCUUCAGAAAUCUUUGUCAUCUAUUCUAUUUAGGGUACAUAGAUUUUAUAAUGAUAAAGAAUAAAGAACACAUAUUUUUCUUCUAAAAUUAUCGUUUUCUUGUUUCGUUACUUUAUUUUUCUCAGGUUUGAAAUUUGCAUGAAAUUUCGAGUCAGAUCAUGUCUAAAAAUGUCUCUAACCAUACUGGAUACUUUCCUCAAUAUAAUUUUUUUGAGGUGUUUUGAAGUGUCGAAAAAAUUUCUGUAUGAUAUAACAUACUUGUUGAAAUCGAAUUUUUAUUUCGAAUAAAAUUAAAACUUA